AUGGCACCCCCAUAUCGUUUCCGUUCAUUAACCCUCCACACCCGCUUGGUCACUCUUUUACUACCAUUAUUCCGCGCGGUCCCUACAGCUUGUUUUCCAGCUUCAAUUAGCGCCGGUGGUAUUAGGCACGGGUUGGCACAACGUGAUCCAGCUAGACUUCGUACUGGACCCUUCGUCACCACUAGUCCCGCGGUCAACUUUUCAACAAACAAAACAUCUUUGAAUCGAAAUAUGAUGUUCAUCAUUUUAGGGGUUGUCUGCAGCCUGAUGUUCCUAGCUCUUCUCUGCUUUAUCGCCCAUUGUGUUAUCAAAGCUCUGCAGCGCCGUCGAGUUCGUGCUGCAUCUCACUCGAUUAAUACCCGUCGAGAAUCAACCGACUCUAUCUGGGGAAUUACAGAGGAACCACAUUCUGCGUAUGCAAGAGAUGAUCGAAUUCCAUACGACUAUCCUCAACUCAACCAAACCUCGCUGGGAACAGCCACAAUCUCUCGCGGUGAAAUGUCGGAAAAGGAUCUCAAUUUUCCCGCGUGGAAGAGUAAAGAUCUUACUUCCCCGGAAAAAUGGAACCAACCUUCACCGGCGUAUCAUGAGGAUGGGUACACGGGUAUCCCGCCGUACGAUCUCGAGAAGGGAAACAACUAUUCUCGCGAAAGUCUACCGCCUAUGGUACCAUCAAAAAACCUUGAUGAGAAGCCUCGAGACACAACUAGCGCUAUAAUUGAGGAUAGAUUCGGGCCAAGUGUGAUCAAUAGGAGCGAGACCAGUAGUAGUUAUGAAAGCUAUCGAAAAACAAUAACAACGCCGGGAGCGAGACCACCCACUACACCGAAGCCUCAGCAACUAGAUAUGAUUUAA
Messenger RNA from Morchella sextelata, 855 nucleotides. RefSeq lists its product as uncharacterized. Lineage: Eukaryota; Fungi; Ascomycota; Pezizomycetes; Pezizales; Morchellaceae. The record is from RefSeq and is a predicted model, not a curated record. Bases 1 to 855 code for a protein of 284 amino acids. The transcript has a single exon.